Molecule: messenger RNA, 2838 nt
Organism: Dacryopinax primogenitus
Lineage: Eukaryota; Fungi; Basidiomycota; Dacrymycetes; Dacrymycetales; Dacrymycetaceae
Exons: 8
Coding region: 1-2838 (945 amino acids)
Biological process (GO): exocytosis; Golgi to plasma membrane transport
Cellular component (GO): exocyst; cytoplasm
Molecular function (GO): protein binding
Source: RefSeq, a predicted model, not a curated record
AUGGAUAAAUGGACAGCGAUAGAACCCGUAAAGUUAUACGACAAGGCUUCAUCAACCGCAGCCUCAGUCCUAUCCAGGCUCAGCGGUAACGCCCCCUCAAGAGCAAUUUUCAUUGGACCUUUACCGCCAGAACUCCACUUGCUUAUCCUAGACUACCUCCCGCUCUAUGACCUCCCCGCCAUCGCCCGCAGCUCUCGUGCAUUCUCUAGGCUUGUCAGGGACGAGAAACUCUGGGAGCGCAAGUGGAAGGCACUCAAGAUCGAAAAGUACGCACUACAAGAGGUACUGAACGAGUUGCAAAAUGAAGAGGAACACAAACCCCCGCCGCCAAGACCUGGCCACUUUGCCGUCGAGGAGGAGAGCGAUCUUGCGACCUUCACCGUGGGGGGCGACGAUGAGUUUGGAGACUUUACAGAAGCACCACCCACCCAGUCAACUACGGGAACAGCUACGGAGACAUUUGGGCAGUUUGUCAACACCUUCAACAACGUCGCGUUGGACAGCCAGUCCGCUGUGCCGUACAUCACCGCCUUCCCCUCCCACCACACCUUCCGGAGCAAGUUCGUCAAGGCCCACAAAGCAUUCGUCGGCCUACUGCCGAAGGUCGUCACCCCACCAGAACUGGCACUCUCACAUCUCUUCCCAUCUCCCGCCAAGUCUCUAUACAAGGGCCGCGUUCUGCACCUCCUCGCCUUGUUCCUCUCCCCUGCUAUCGAGCCCACGCGAAUAUGGAGUGCGCAGAAAGAUGCCCUCAACUCCUCCAUCCGCACGUUCAACGCCUCCCUCGUCACUGCCUUCGAUACUUCAGAAGAAAAGGGCGAGGAUGAAGGGAUGAAGGAGGCUGCGUGGGCGAGCUGGGAGGUAUGGGACGGGCAGGGCGAGUGGGAGAUGGGCAAGACUUGGAUGGAGAAACGAGACGUGUUCUUCGACUCUGACAGAUGGGAUCCCCUGCGUAACCUGACCAAUAAUACGCUGCAUCUAGACCCCAUGGUCGUCUUCAUGACGAAUACAAUGGAGUCAGUAAGAAAAGAAGGCAGCUUCGCCAUCCGGAUCUUUCCCCCAUCAGCAGAUAUCCUGCUCGCCGUCACCCGACGCGUCGCAGCCGACGUGAUCGGCGAAUACAUCACUCCUCUCCUCUCCCGUGCUCGGGAGAUCUCGAUUCCAACAUACCUCAACGCCACUCCAGCGACCUUCAAGCAGGCCUGGCGGCUCGUCGACUCCAUUAUGGACGUUGCCAAUCCGCCUCCGGAAGCAGUCAUCACCAGAACGCAGGCGGAGGACGUCAUAUUCCGAAUGUUUGAGAUGUUCAUGGAAGAUUACCUGACGGAGGAAAUCAGCUCUACGAAGAAAACACUGGACACGGCAUGCGACACCUGGGACCGGAAAGUGGCUAGUCACACGGGCCUCUACUCGCCCAACGCACCCCAUUUCUUGAAGAAUCCUGCCCAAGUAAAACGCAACGUCCUUGCCUCUUUUGCGGAUGUUCUACUCCUUCCUGUACAAGUAGCCGCUACGGGCGGGACGGCGGUCGCCAAGGGCAUCUCCAAGUUGACCCCGCAGCAGCGGGCGGACAAGAACAAACCAGAGGCGAACGGGUACCGUACACCGUUAGCUGAUAAAGACGACCCGACCGCGUUUGACCUCACUAUGGCCGAUAUCGACAACCCGAACGAACACGACCAGGACCAUGAUACGCAUCCACAUCCCACACCGGUUCCGGCACAUGUUGUCAAUGGAUCCCGGGCGUCGCUUAGUCUCGUGGGCAGCGGGCCAGGCAGUCGCUCCGGAACGCCCGUGCCUGGACCACGUCCCUCCACCCCCCUUCCUUCCUCCUUCGACAGGCUUGAGCUCCUCCUCUCGCUGGACGUCGCCCUAGAGCUGAUACAUGCCGUGCGGGACUCACUCGCCAGAGUGCAGACGUUUCAAGCGUAUCCGGGAACAUACGGCUACCGUGUCCGCGAUACAUUCGAUCAACUAUUUGUCCUGCUCUUGCAGGCUAUGGGAGACAGACAUAUCUGUCCUGCAUUCGAGAAGGCCGAAGAGCAGAUGAAGACGUACAAGGCGGAUGAGCAUGAAAUAAGUACGAGCGUUGCUCCUCUUCUGCAAUUCUUCGAACUAGUACAUCUCGCCGAUACAAUCCAGUCCAUGGUACAGGUCUUCUUUGACAAGGAACUCUCAGCGCAUAUCGAUCGCACGGAUUUCAUGAAUGAUGUCAUUCGCGAGAAGAAACGGUUCGAGAAUUCCCUAGAUGAUGCAGUUGCGAGUGGGAUGAAUGCGGGCACAGAAGUGCUCAUGAAUCAGGUGGAGCACAUCAUCUGGAGUCGGACCGGGCCGCGCGAGUAUUAUCCACCAGAAGGCCCACCCCUGGAACUCGGUCCCACAGAAGGAUGCCGAGAAGCCAUCCAGUGUCUCGAGAUGCAUUGCAAGCUGUUGAAAGGCAGUACGAGCAAGGAUGUCCUCGAAGUGUUCUAUCAAGAAGUGGGUAUUCGUUUGCAUGGCAUCAUCCAGAAACAUCUCAAGCGCCAAAUCAUCUCCCUUGAAGGAGGGUUCCAAGUCAUUGCGGAUCUAAACGCAUAUUACAGCUUCAUUGCAUCGCUGCGCGUUCAGCAGAUUACCCAGGAUUUCUCGAAUCUGAAGAUGCUGGGACACGUCUUCAUUGUGUCCGAUGCCAAAGAUUUAGCACAGAUCGUACGAGAUGUCACGCGAUACGGGGGUUCCUUCCGACCAGAAGACGUCUAUGAGUUUAUUCAGCGACGUGCGGACUGGAAGAAGAUCGAAAAAACCGUCGAUAAGACCAUGUACAACUUGAGCUUCAAAGACGACUGUAUCAUCGCAUGA